AUGAAGCGCUCCUCGCAAGAUGCCGACUUGGAGGCCCCACGGCCACAUGAACGUCGACCCUCUCUAGUUCCUGACGGACGCCCUGCGCCACCCAAGAUCUCCAAGGCCCGCGCUUGCGCAGAGUGUAAGCGUCAUAAAAUACGCUGCGAGUUCAAAUCAGGAGAGGCGAGUUGCACCAAAUGCAUUCGCAGCGGGAUCAAAUGUGUGGUCAAUGACUUCUCCCAGAAGUUCGUCGACGAUGAUGUGAUGUGGAAAUCACAAGCAUCGGCUACGAUACAACAGCUUCAGGCGGCAGUCUCGCAUCUUCUACAACAAGGAGGUCUGCCAGACUUAUCGACCUUCAUCUCUGGUGACAGCCACAACGGCCCCAGUCCUGUCGGCUCUCAGUCGGAACGUCGCUUCUCAUCUGAGGCAUCACCCACUGACGUCAAACCCCGAGAGCCGGGUAUUGUUAUGGAUGUGACCCGAGAGCCUUCCCAAGAACCAGACUUACAAGACCGAGAGCUAGUACCAGCACCAAUGCGCAGUUUAUACGAGGUCACGAAGCUCCGCAAUCUGCGGAAUAACCCCAUAGAACAGCCGAAGCUGACGCUUCUGGAGGAGGACUUCAUCUCCAGAGGGCUGACCUCGCUUCAUGAAGCCGAAGAGCUGUUUGCCUACUUUAGCAGGACUAUGAACCAGCUUCUCUGGGGAGGGAUAGUCUUGGUGCAUCGUGAUCUCACCUCUGUUCGGCGAGCAUCGACGUUACUGUCAGCAGCUGUUCUAACUGUCGCUGCCCUCCAUAUACCGAAUCGAACCGAGACUCUCAACCGUUGCUACAAUGAGUAUGUAUCGCUUGUGUCGAGCAUGUCGUUGACAAGGGCUCAUACACUUGAUGACAUUCGCGCUCUCUGCGUCGGAGCGUUCUGGUUAUCCGAACUAAGUUGGAAACUUUCUGGGCAUGCUGUUCGAAUCGCGACGGAAUUGGGCCUUCACCAAAGCUAUCAUAAGCUAAUGCGUGGUCACAACGAUCAGUAUGAGCGCGCUCAGCUCUGGUAUCUUCUGUAUGUGUGUGACCAUCAUUUCAGCAUCGCCUACGGGCGUCCACCAGUCAUCCAUGAGGAUGCAGCAAUCAAGAACUACGAAUCGUUUCUCCAGUCACCAAUGGUAGUACCCGGAGAUAUUAGGCUACUAGCACAAGUUGCCUUGUUUAUGAUCCUGACCGAAGCGUAUCGGACAUUCGGGACCGACACAGAGCAAGCCCUUACCGAAGAGGACUUUGGGCAGUUACGCGUCUACAAUGUUGCUAUAGACCAAUGGCGGCUAUUGUGGCAACCCCGAUCUGCCGAUAGCCCUUAUGUCCGAACAUAUCCCUCGAAAGGGGUUGUGCUUCACUACCACUUUGCCAAAUUUCAACUCAACUCACUCUCGCUGCGAGCCUUGUCUCCGACUAACACCCCGGUGUUCUCUAUGGACCGCAAAGAGUCGGCUAAUAUUGCCAUCUCGUCUGCUAUGGCUUGUUUGAAUAUGGUAUUGGAAGAGCCAGAUAUUCGCGACGCCAUUGUUGGAGUUCCGAUUUUCACCCACACGAUGGUCACAUUCUCCGCCGUGUUCCUCUUGAAAGUUGCAAUAAACUGGAACUCUGCGUAUCUCAGUCUCGACGGCCGCCAGGUGCGACGUCUGGUCGAGAGGGUGAUUGAGCUGUUGAACUGUGUCUCUGCAGGGGAGAGACAUCUGACGAGACAUAUUGCCCGGGGCCUUGGUAAGAUGUUGGAGCGCUUCGACUCUUGGGACGCAUGGCAAGCAGGAGGGGCACCUGUUGUAGCAUCUGGGGGUGCUGAGCGAGCAGGUAGUAGUGAUGUUCCUGGGGGUGCCAAUGCCAUGGCCCAGGGGUUUCCCCCACCGGAUUUGAUCUAUGAUAUGGUUGGUACAUACGGGUUUGGAUUGGAUGAAAACCUCCUAGAUCCUAGCAUGGCUAGUUUCGAAUUCUUAGCACAAUGA
This is a messenger RNA of Aspergillus luchuensis, 1980 nucleotides long. Its product is annotated as putative C6 transcription factor. Gene Ontology annotation, molecular function: zinc ion binding; DNA binding; DNA-binding transcription factor activity, RNA polymerase II-specific. NCBI's taxonomy places the organism in Eukaryota, Fungi, Ascomycota, Eurotiomycetes, Eurotiales, Aspergillaceae. Gene Ontology annotation, biological process: DNA-templated transcription; regulation of DNA-templated transcription. Bases 1 to 1980 code for a protein of 659 amino acids. The transcript is spliced from 4 exons. The record is from RefSeq and is a predicted model, not a curated record.